Pestalotiopsis fici W106-1 is the source of this 876-nucleotide messenger RNA. RefSeq lists its product as uncharacterized. The record is from RefSeq and is a predicted model, not a curated record. NCBI's taxonomy places the organism in Eukaryota, Fungi, Ascomycota, Sordariomycetes, Amphisphaeriales, Sporocadaceae. The transcript has 4 exons. Bases 1 to 876 code for a protein of 291 amino acids.
AUGCUUCAGACUUUCUCGCGCCAAACCGUGGAGCAGCAUUUGAAAAUGGGGCAGCUAGAAUCAUCUCACAAGCUCUGGAAUAUAACACUGCUCCUUGCCACAGUCGUUUCUUACAUCCCGCAAUAUCGGGCCAUUCAGAAACCCGCGGCCGCUAGCAAUGUAUCACUCAUCUACAUUCUCUUCAAUACGCUCUCAGCCUUGGAGCAGUUCACAAUCCUCGCCGAACAUGCCAUGUUCCCGUCGGAACUGCUGACGGGGGUCAUGAACAACCCGCCAACUACGGGGGAUUGGUUGAAUAUUGCGCAGGUGACGGCCGUCCUCGUCAUGUCGCUGGCUCUAUUCAUCAAGUGCGUCCGGUGCCUUCCCUCAACCGAGCCAAAGGCCGCCUCGCUAGCGAUUCUCAUCCAAUUCGUGCUCAUCACGCUCGUGCCGCUGGCGACGCAGGCCUGCUUCCAAUGGGCCAACCCCAAGGCGCACGAGGGCAUGACGGCGACGAUUGUGUGCAUGUUCCUGACCAUGCACGGCUUCAUCGUGAACCCGCUCGUCAGCGCGGGCGUCGUGUGGUCGUACUUUUGGGCCCGGGCCGCGCAGCGACAGCGCCCGCCCCGUCCCGGCCUGAGCAGCCGCACGCUGUGGCUGCAGGCCCUCGUCUUUGCCCUCGUCGCCUUUUCGUGGGCCGGCCGCCUGACGGUCAAUAGCUCGGGCAUGAAGCCCGUUACCGCGUGGGUCUACUGGUACCAGACGGCGGGCUGGGCGACCAUGAACAAUCUCUUGUUCGCGUUUGUGCAGGGCGGGCUGUUCUACCAUGCCUUGAAAGAACGCAGGGCCUUGGGCGCCCAGCCUCCCGAAGACAAGAUCGGCCUUUUGACCGCUUAA